Molecule: messenger RNA, 1644 nt
Organism: Orbilia oligospora ATCC 24927
Lineage: Eukaryota; Fungi; Ascomycota; Orbiliomycetes; Orbiliales; Orbiliaceae
Exons: 1
Coding region: 1-1644 (547 amino acids)
Biological process (GO): proteolysis
Molecular function (GO): aspartic-type endopeptidase activity; protein binding
Source: RefSeq, a predicted model, not a curated record
AUGGAUAGCAUAUAUGCUGCAACGACAGUUCGAGAAAUUCGUAACGCUCUCAAGACGAUGCCGUCGGAUCUUCAGAAGACAUUCGACGUAGCAUUAGAAAGGCUACAGGCCCAGCCUAAACAGCACGCUGCCCUUGCUCUACGGAUAUUAUCUUGGCUUACCCACGCCAAAAGACCGUUUUCGGUCGAGGAACUAUGCCACGGACUCGCCGUAGAACCAGAUACGACUUUCCUAGAUGAUGAAAAUCUUCCCGCCCCAAAAUUAUUAAUCAACGUAUGUGGUGGACUAGUUGUAAUUGACCGAGAGAGCAGUACUAUCAGACUCGCUCAUCUGACAGUCCGGGAAUACUUUACAAGAAUGACCCCGCAGCUGUUCGGGGGAAUCAAUGUCUCGAUCGCCGAAUCUUGUGUAACAUACCUUUCAUUCGACACGUUUAGCACAGGGGUUUGCCAUGACGACGAGUCGCUGGAGAUCAGACUCCAAGAUAAUCCUUUUCUUCGGUAUAGCGCUAAACACUGGGGGGAUCACGUACGCGGGGAAGGCGAACACAAACUAUUGAAACUAGUUUCGGACUUCCUUCAAGAUAGAUCAAAAGCCGCUUGUGCCACGCAGGUUGAAUUUUUGCCACGGAUAUCCUACCACGGUUGUUACGACGUAUACUACAAGAUGUUAACUGCUGUUCAUAUGGCUGCAAACUGGGGCUUAACCUUGGUCCUGCACAGCUUGCUUCAAGACUCAGGACUUGCCGACAUUAAUGCAAGAGAUUUCGAUGGCAAAACAGCUUUGCAUCAUCCUUGCAGGCUUGGAAAUGAAGCAGUAAUGAAGAUACUUAUCGAUAACGGCGCGGAUAUCGGAGUGUUUGACGAUUACGGCCGGUCACCCUUGCGCUUCGCCGUCGAUGGCGGAAACGUCAAUGCAGUAAAGCUGUUGCUACAGAGUGGUGCCGAUAUUAACGCACCGGUAGAUUAUCACGGUGGAACGGCACUGCAUUGGGCAUCUAGGACUGGACGUGCUGCAAUAGUUGAGGUUUUGAUAGACUCCGGGGCCGACAUGACAGUAAAAUGCUACGACGGACGAACGGCACUAGACUAUUCGAGAGACAAUGGCUACGAUACGAUAACUGCCUUAUUACUUUUGAAAGCCGGGACAACAGGAGCGCACGAGAAAAAAGAAUCCCUACAUUACUACUCUCGCGAAGGGAAUUUUGACAGAGUUAAUGAAUUGCUGGAUCAAGGGGCCAAUGUGCUAGCAGUGGAAGAAGGCAAUACAACAGCCCUUCAUCUUGCUGCCCUCGGUGGGCACGAGAAGGCUGUGGAGCUUCUACUAAGAAACGGUGCUAACCCCGUCGCCACGGCUAAAGAUGGAAGAACUAUACUUCAUAGGGCCGUGGAAAGUGGCAACGACAAAGUAGUCAGGCUGAUACUGAGUCAAAAACCUGAUAUUGAAGCUAAAGAUUGCUACGGUCGAACACCUCUGCACUGGGCCGCUAGAGUGGGUAAUAAAGAGUUGGUAACUACCUUGUUGGAACAUGGGGCGGAUCCCGCAGCAGAGGAUUUGCAUGGCAGAACUCCUCUGCAACAGGCGGUCUAUGGUGGACAAAAAACAAUCAUAGAGAUGCUAGAAUCGGUAAAGCUGAAAACCUAG